AUGAUAUGCCUUCUUGGUGGCAGUUUCAUCAUUCUUCAAUCUGAUUACGCCAAGGACGUUGCUCAGCCUACACUCACAUCAAAAAGGGUCGUCCAGGCUGACUAUUGUGCACAUCCAGAAAACUACAAUCCCGUUUUCCAUGAAAAAAUUGCGCCCUUAUGCAUCUGUAAUUGUGAAUUGCAUGUACUUACUGGGAGAAACAAUUUACUAGAUUAUUGA
Prunus armeniaca (apricot) is the source of this 219-nucleotide messenger RNA. The record is from the annotation of a GenBank genome assembly. NCBI's taxonomy places the organism in Eukaryota, Viridiplantae, Streptophyta, Magnoliopsida, Rosales, Rosaceae.